Messenger RNA from Hyla sarda, 11418 nucleotides. It is a transcript of the gene CADPS2, whose product is annotated as calcium dependent secretion activator 2. Gene Ontology annotation, cellular component: glutamatergic synapse. Gene Ontology annotation, biological process: synaptic vesicle exocytosis; positive regulation of exocytosis; dense core granule exocytosis. Bases 225 to 4118 code for a protein of 1297 amino acids. The record is from RefSeq and is a predicted model, not a curated record. Lineage: Eukaryota; Metazoa; Chordata; Amphibia; Anura; Hylidae. The transcript has 30 exons.
AAGUGCAUCCUCGCCAGCGCUCCCUCAGCAAACUUGAGCGGAGAAGCGGCGCUGCCCCCUGCACUGGGCGGGACACCUAGCCCAGAACCGCCCCCUCUUCCCUGUGGUAACAGUCUUCUGUAACUCAACGUGUCCGGAAAGGUGUGUGAACCGGGGACAGCGCAGGCAUCUGAAAGCGAAAGGGGAAGUAAGUCCGGCGGGAGCCUUCACUUGGCGUUCGGAGGAUGUUGGAUCCGUCCUCCAGCGAAGAAGAGUGGGACGAGUUGCUAGAAGAGGAGCGGAGGGAUGUGCUGGUGGUCACCGCUCCUCACCGGACCCUACAUGCUGCCCCCCGGGAUCCCAGGGAGGCCGCUGUGCGCUCCACCCUGGCCAGACCUGCCAGCCCCAGCCCGUCCAUCAACAGUGAGGGCAGAGAGGAGCAGGAGCGGGCGCAACGGGAGGAGAGGGAGCGCCGGAGCCGCUUACAGCUAUACGUUUUCGUCAUGAGGUGCAUCGCCUACCCGUUCAAUGCCAAGCAGCCCACCGACAUGACCCGGAGGCAGCAGAAGCUUAAUAAGCAGCAGCUACAGACCGUACGAGAGCGAUUUCAAGCCUUUCUUAAAGGUGACACACAAAUAGUGGCCGAUGAAGCUUUUAUCAAUGCAGUUAGGAGUUACUAUGAGGUUUUCUUGAAAAGUGAUCGUGUGGCGAGAAUGGUGCACUGUGGAGGAUGCUCCUCAAAUGAUUUCAGGGAAGUUUUUAAAAAGAACAUUGAAAAAAGAGUACGAAGUUUACCAGAGAUUGAUGGAUUAAGCAAAGAAACUGUUUUAAGUUCAUGGAUUGCUAAAUAUGAUGCCAUUUAUAGAGGGGAGGAAGAUCUACGAAAACAGCCAAACAGGAUGGCUCUUAGUGCUGUGUCAGAACUUAUACUUAGCAAAGAACAACUUUAUGAAAUGUUUCAACAGAUAUUGGGAAUCAAAAAAUUGGAGCAUCAGUUGCUGUACAAUGCUUGCCAGCUGGAUAAUGCAGACGAGCAAGCAGCCCAGAUCCGUCGCGAACUUGAUGGUCGUCUACAAGUAGCUGAUCAAAUGGCAAAGGAGAAAUUAUUUCCAAAGUUUUUAACAAAGGAAAUGGAGGGAAUGUUUAUAGAAGAGCUGCGUGCAUCAGUCAAUUUACUAAUGGCCAACCUAGAAAGUCUUCCAGUGUCUAAAGGUGGUCCUGAGUUUAAGCUGCAAAAGUUAAAACGCUCGCAGAAUUCGGCUUUUCUAGACAUUGGAGAUGAAAGUGAAGUUCAGCUAUCAAAAUCGGACGUUGUCCUGUCCUUUACAUUAGAGAUUGUUAUCUUGGAAGUUCAGGGCUUGAAGUCAGUGGCACCAAACAGAAUUGUUUACUGUACAAUGGAAGUAGAGGGUGGUGAAAAACUCCAGACAGAUCAAGCUGAAGCCUCAAGACCUCAAUGGGGAACUCAAGGGGAUUUUACAACAACGCACCCUCGUCCAAUUGUCAAAGUUAAGCUUUUUACAGAAAGUACUGGUGUAUUGGCUUUGGAAGAUAAAGAACUCGGCAAAGUAAUACUUUCACCAACUCCUAAUAGUUCAAAGAUGCCAGAACUGCACAAAAUGACUGUUCCCAAAAACAGCCAAGACACUGAUCUGAAGAUUAAACUGGCAGUAAGGAUGGACAAACCGCCACAUAUGAAACACAGUGGUUACUUGUAUGCUGUGGGGCAGAAAGUCUGGAAACGCUGGAAGAAGCGUUACUUUGUCCUUGUACAGGUGAGCCAAUACACAUUUGCGAUGUGUAGUUACAGAGAAAAGAAAGCAGAACCCCAAGAGCUGAUGCAGCUAGAAGGAUACACUGUGGAUUACACUGAUCCUCAGUCAGGUCUCCAAGGAGGUCGGUGGUUUUUCAAUGCAGUGAAAGAAGGGGACACUGUUAUCUUUGCCAGUGAUGAUGAACAAGACAGAGCACUCUGGGUACAGGCAAUAUACAGAGCAACGGGGCAAUCUUAUAAACCUAUUGCUUCAAAUCACGCACUGAAAUCAAAUCCCAGAGGUACAAAUGCUCACUUGGAGCCAUCUCAACCAAAUACAGAUCGGGGACAAAGGCAUGGGAUGGAUGAGUUUAUUUCUGCUAAUCCUUGCAGAUAUGAUCAUGCUUCUCUCUUUAAAAUGCUUCAGCAGCAAACAUUGGAACAUAGAUUAAGUGAUUCCUAUUCUUGUCUAGGUUGGUUCAGUCCUGGUCAAGUGUUUGUACUAGACGAAUACUGUGCACGAUAUGGUGUACGUGGCUGCCAUCGUCAUCUCUGCUAUCUUAAAGAACUGAUAGACCAUGCUGAGACGGGGUCUGUUAUAGACCCAACACUCCUUCAUUACAGCUUUGCAUUCUGUGCUUCUCAUGUUCACGGAAACAGGCCUGAUGGAAUUGGCACUGUUACAGUUGAGGAACAAGAUCGGUUUGAAGAGAUUAAAGAGCGGCUUGCGCUGCUUUUAGAAAAUCAAAUAAGUCACUUCAGGUACUGUUUCCCUUUCGGAAGACCUGAAGGAGCUCUGAAGGCCACCUUAUCUCUACUAGAACGGGUUUUGAUGAAAGACAUUGCAACGCCUAUACCUGCUGAAGAUGUUAAGAAAGUUGUAAGAAGGUGUCUUGAGAAAGCUGCUUUGAUCAAUUAUACCAGACUUACAGAAUAUGCCAAAAUUGAAGCAGCAGAAAAGGAAUCAGAGACUAUGAAUCAAGAAGAUCCUUCAAAGAUACUAUGUGAUGUGCUUCAUCUAGCCGAGCUGUGCAUUGAGGUACUACAACAAAAUGAGGAGCAUCAUUCGGAGGCAUUCUCCUGGUGGCCAGAUUUAAUAGCGGAACAUGCAGAGAUUUUUUGGUCCCUCUUCUCAGUUGAUAUGAACUCUGCAUUAGAAGCACAGCCACAAGACUCCUGGGAAAGCUUUCCUCUUUUCCAGCUGCUAAAUAACUUUCUCAGGACUGACUCUCUGUUAUGCAAUGGGAAAUUUCACAAACAUGUUCAGGAGUGUUUUGUGCCACUUGUCAUCCGUUACAUUGACCUCAUGGAGUCUUCAAUUGCACAGUCUAUCCACAAAGGGUUCGAACAAGAAGCUUGGCAGCCAGUGAAAAGCAUCACCAACAGUCUUCCUAGUGUACCUCUUCCAAAAGUUCCAAGCUUGGCACUUAACCUUCCACAGAUCCCUAGUUUUUCAGCACCAUCCUGGAUGACGUCAUUAUAUGAGUCCACGAAUGGAUCAGCAACUUCAGAAGAUUUGUUCUGGAAGUUAGAUGCGCUACAAGAAUUUAUUCAUGAUCUUCACUGGCCAGAAACAGAGUUUGCCAACCAUCUGGAGCAACGACUGAAACUCAUGGCAAGUGAUAUGAUAGAAGCCUGUGUUAAAAGGACACGAACUGCAUUUGAAGUUAAACUACAAAGAACAAGUAAAUCUACAGACCUGCGUAUUCCGGCCUCAGUAUGUACAAUGUUUAAUGUCUUGGUGGAUGCCAAAAAACAGUGCUCUAAGCUGUGCGUCCUUGAUGGUGGACAAGAGUUUUCUAAACAGUGGCAACAGUACCAUUCUAAAAUUGAUGACUUAAUUGAAGAAACUGUUAAAGAAAUAAUUUCCCUUCUGGUUUCUAAGUUUAUUUCAGUUUUAGAAGGAGUUUUGUCAAAGUUGGCAAGAUAUGAUGAAGGAACUUUGUUUUCAUCCAUCCUUUCUUUCACUGUAAAGGCUGCCUCGAAAUAUGUGGAAGUACCAAAGCCUGGAAUGGACCUUGCAGAUACCUACAUAACAUUCGUGCGACAAAAUCAAGAUAUCCUGCGAGAAAAAGUCAACGAGGAAAUGUACAUAGAAAAGUUUUUUGAUCAAUGGUAUAGCAGUUCCGUUAAAGUCAUAUGUGUGUGGCUGGCAGACAGAUUAGACCUUCAGCUCCAUGUGUAUCAGUUAAAAACCAUCAUCAAGAUUGUGAAGAAAACCUACAGAGACUUCAGGCUGCAGGGAGUGUUGGAUGGCACAUUAAAUAAUAAGACAUAUGAGACUAUUCACAACCGUUUAACUAUGGAAGAAGCUACAAUGUCUGUGUCUGAUAGGGGAGGGCUCCAGGGGAUUUCAAUGAAGGACAGUGAUGAUGAAGAAGAGUGACGGCAGUAUUUCCGCUUUUAUCCUGGUCUAUUUACUUUACUUUUCUUUGUAAAUAUUUUACCUUAUACAUGUCCCAGUUGUUUCCUCAUUACACACCUAUUUAUUGCUAUAUCCAGUUUACCAUUGCAAUUUAAUAGCCAAGAAAGUUAAGUGAUGAUAAGAUAUAAGAACAUUGGUGUAAUUAUGUGGGUUAGUGCCAUACAAAUAACUGUUUCAUGUCUUUAAUAGAAGAAUUAUGCCUCUUAAGAAAAGAAGAUGCAAAUAUGCUGUUAUACCUACAGAAAGUGUCCUAUGUUGGAGAGAUUUAUCAAAACCUGUGCAGAGGAAAAGUGGAGCAGUUGCCCAUAGUAACCGAUUAAAUUGCUUCUUUUAUUUUUAGAAAGGCCCCUGGAACAUUUAAAAAGCAAUACGAUUGGUUGCUAUGGGCAAAAUCCCCUCAGUAUCUCGCAGUUACCACUUCUACAAGUACCUCAUUCUUCUUUUCAGACUGUGUAUGAUGUUUUAUUUGUGUUUUUAUUGUUGUAAAAAUUGGUAGGGGCCAUCAUGAAAAUCUUUAUCUAUAUUUCAAAUUCCAUCAACCUAUUGGUUCUUAUCAUUUUGUAUCUAUAUACUAUUAAAUAAAGUUUGAUAACCUGUUUACAUAUGACCAAUAUUUUAUGGAAUUAUGGCUUUUCAGAAAUUGUGAUAAUCAAACUAUUAGCUAGAGAUAAUGUUAUAGAAUAUAUAAAAAUGUAUAAUGCCACAUCAGUUUUAUAUUUUGGAGGUAAUGUCAUCUUUAAGAUUUUUCAAAGUACAGCUCUAAACAGGGCUGUUGUAAGAAUUCCAUAUAUUCCACAUUUGGAUAUCCAAAAAUGUGUGCCCCCCCCCCCCCCAUGUUUACAUUUAUUAUUUUUAUGGUAAUUUUUUGUGCUUUAGUUGAUUAUGAAUGCCACCAUCCAUUGCCAUCCUUGUAAUAAACACUUAACAGUUUUGCCAUUCAUGUUCUAUAAAUAACAGUGAAGCAGGAUUACUUUUCAUGAUACAACAUAUUUCUGUCUCAGAUUGAGUUAGAAUGUCAUGCACCACAUUUAUUAAGUGUUUAAGCACUUUGGCUUUGCAGAUCAAGAAGAGGAGUGGCUCAGAGGGAAGAAGUGUGUCCUAAAAUACACCAUAUUGCACCAAAUUUUUUAAGCAAGGUGUUUAAACAUGCACCGAAUGUACUGAUUAAACAUGAACCACUAUUCUAAAUUUGAAUUAUGUAGUCUAGUUCUAAGCUGUCUAAAAAGAGAAGGUCUAUCAACUGUCCACAGGAUAUGUGAUGAAAGAGUGAACACUGGUGGGUCCACUUUUUGCCUGUCUUAUCCAGCCUCAAAUACUUUGAAAGGAGCUGCAGCAUGCAUUCUCCUGAACAUGGUUGUUCUGUGAGGAGGAGCAGAAUACCUGUUCUAGUUGUAUAGGUAGGUGAUAAAUGUACCUGAGAACACAACAUUUUUUUCAAUGUUCUAACAAAAAUGGUCACAUUUUAACAAAUAAUACCUGAUUCAUAAAAUAUAAAAAAAAAAAAAAUGUCAUACUCCAAAAAUUGCGUAUUAAACCAUAGGUGACCCAGUGACAAACAGCAUACAUCUCAGCAGUUGAAGCCUUCAAGAGUGGUAGAAAUUAAAGGGGUAUUCCAGGAAUUUUAUUUGACUAUGCUACAGGGGCUGUAAAGUUAGUGCAGUUCAUAAUAUAGUGUCUGUACCUGUGUGUGACGGUUUUCUCAUAAUUCUUCAGUGAUUUUCACCCCACUAUUUAUUUUUACCAGCAUACAAAAUGAUUUUUCCCAGCUUGCAAAGCGGACAAGACCUGACUCACUAGUCAGCUGAUGACAGGGAGCCUGUCUGCUUCUAUGGGUGGAGUGAUCGCUUGGUGGGAGAGAGAUCAUUUGCAACUAAUGCAACAGCUGUAGGCACCCUGAUUGAAAACCACAGGUCUUUUGUUUCAAUGGGUGGGGUGGCUGAUGUGUGGGAUGGAAGAAAAUGGAAUUGUGGGAUUUGUAGUCAAAAAAAGAAAAGUCAAACAGGAAAUACAAGUUCACAAAAAGCUAGCCACAAUGUUAUGGUAAUCUCAUGACAUAGCCAUCUAGCCCCAAGACAAGCGCAGAUCCUUCCUAAGCAUGUCCAUUACUGUCUGCCAGGUACGUACUAAAAUCACCUUAUGGUGGAUAACCCCUUUAAAGAUAUAUCUCUGCAGGUGCUGGAUUUUCAUGUUUGUAUGUGCUCUACACAGUAUCCAUCUGUUUCGUCUGCCAAGUUGAUUCUUAAGUCUGCAUUUUAAAGUAGGCGUGCUGCACAGCAUGCUAUAAGUUAAGCAAGGCUGCUCACAUGGGGUUGACGUUGUGAGGGUGGCUACCUCGUGGAAAGGCAUUCAGCACCCCCUCACCUAUCCUCAGGAUAAGGAUAAGAUGUUAUGUACCAGAGUUCCUCUUUAAUUUUGCUGGACUCAAUUGCAUUGCAGACCAUACUGUUUAAUGAGAUAUCCAGGAUCAGAAAAAUUAUAGCGGCUUUCUUCUAGAAAUAGUGCUUAUUCUGUUCUUAGUUUGUAUGUGGUAUUGCAGCUCUGGCACUGUUUUUAAAGAAGGCCAUUUUUUUUUCUAAUACUAGAUAACCCCUUCAACAUCUUUACAAUUUUUUUACUUACAUUUUCUUCCUUGUCACCUUCAUUUUACCAUAUAAUGUAUUAUAAAGUCAGAAAUUAUUUGUUGGACAAUAUGAAAAAAAAAUGCUGCAAUUAUGUAGGGCAAAACUUUUUUUUGCGGAGUUGACCGUAAGAUCUGGCACUCCAAAAUCAUUUUAAGGGUCAGUGCAUUUUCAAUUACACCAGAUUUGGAUAAUUUUGGUUUAGUUUUAUUGAUAAAAAACAAACACUGUACAUGCCAUUGGGAAUGUUAUAUUUUUUCAAAAUCAUUUUGUUAUUUUUUUAACACUUGAUUGGCUUUUUAAGUAACCUUUCAUAUAGCUAUGGGGUGGUCAAAAUGCAACUAUUUUUAAGGUGUCGUGCAUAUUGCAGUUCACCUCCAGACCCCAAUCUCUCAUCUGCCACUUUAAAAAUGCCUGCCAUCACCUCUUAAAGAAAGCAGUUUCAUAGAAACUUUCAUUUAUGAUUAUUACCCUUGUGCAAUAGGCCCAGAUAUCAGUUGACAAAUGAGCGAAUACUUGUUAGCCAGCUGAUCCUUUUCCAGACAAAAAAAUCAUUUAUUUGAAGAACAUCUCCCCCUGUAAACAGGGGUAUGCAGCCAACAAUAAUGGAAGAGAACAGCCACAUGAAUGAUCAAAGUAUUGAUUCUGCAGUAGUGCACCCCCAAAAGGGCUGUUUAAAUGGUCCUUUAAACAAGCAGCGAUCAAUUUAUAUAUAUAUAUAUAUAUAUAGUUGAUCGGUGCUGGUGAACAUGCAGUGAUCUCCUCAUGUAAGGGGACUUUUAAGGUGCCAAAACACUUACACAAAAGUUGGCCUAAUCCACAGGCUGUCUAAAUGGCAGUCUCACGACUUUUCCACAAUAGAUAAUGUUGAGAGAGUGAAGGGUCAAACAUGUUGGAUUUCAACUGCCCGACCCUAUUGUUUAGAGAGAUAUAAGCCACUGCUAGAGCUUACACCUAUCCUCUUAGAGAAUAAAUGAAUGUUCAGCCGGAGUCUACCAUCCACCUGAAUCAAGCUUUGUUGUAGUUCCCUGCACAGCAGUUGGCCAGGAGCUCUGUUGUGCAGCAGAAAUGCCAAAGGGAAUUUUGUCCUUUCAUUCUUCCAAUCAUUAUUCUUAUCGACAGAAACACAACAGACACUUUACAGAUACCUUAGCUAAGAUUUUCAGAUGUGAUGCCUUAUUAUAAAUUUAAGGAUAUCGUGAGCAUGCAACAGUAUUUGCACCUAAUUUAAAUACAUCUGAGGAUAGUUUUGAGAAUUUUGCCCAUAUUUUUUUUUAUUUUACACCAUGUUUCAUUACAAACACUGUGGAUGUCAAGAUAUUUGAAUUGAACGGUUGAUCUUUAAUGGGGGAGAUUUAUCAAAACCUGUGCAGAGAAAAGAUGACCGUUUCUCAUAGUAACCAAUGCGAUCACUUCUUUUAUUUUUCUGAUUGGUUGCUAUGGACAACUGAUCAACUUUUCAUCUGCACAGGUUUUGAUUAAUCUCCCCCAAUGUGUUUUUGUUAGCUUUACUCUUUGGCCCAUGUUAAACCACACAACACAGCUUACACAGAUGUGAUCAAUAUUUCUGUUCUCAAAUUUUAGACCUAUGAGGUUAGGGUGACAAUGUGCUGCUAUCCUUUAAUUUAUGUUCUAUAUAUGAUUUAAUUAGGGAAAAUAUGUAAAUAUAUUCUACUGUGCACACCAUGAUAAAAUUAAUGGCUCAUUUCACAUGAUUUAGGGUUUGUUUUUUGUUUGCUUUUUUCACAAUGUUUUUUCAAACAAUGGGACAAAACUGGAGCUUCACAUCAGCUCUAUGAUAACAGAUGCAAAAGUAAAGCAUACAAAGAAAAAGUGCACUUUACCUACUGUGAAGCAUGGAGGAGGCUGGGUUAUGUUUUGAGGCUGCUUUGCUGCCUGUCCUGAAUCUGUACAGGGUACAAUGAAAUCUAAAAACAUUUGAAGUGGAUUUGCUGCCUGAUGUCAGGAAGCUCGGUCACAGGUCAUGGGUCUUCCAACAGGAUAAUGAACCAAAAUACACAGCUUAAAAACACCCAAGAAUGGCUAAGAGAAAUACAUUGGACUAUUCUAAAGUGGCCUUCUAUGAGCCCUGAUCUGAAUCCUAUUGAACAUCUGUGGAAGGAGAUGAAACAUGGAGUCUGGAGAAGGCAUUUUUACACCUGAGACAGCUGGAGCAGUUUGCUUAUGAGGAGUGGGCCAGGAUUCCUGUGGACAAGUACAGAAGUCUCAUUGAGAGUUAAAGAAAUCGUAUAAUCGCAGUGACUGCCUACAAAGUUUGUGCAACCAAAAAAUAUGUACAGGGUACCAAUAUUUUUGUCCAGGCCAGUUUCAUUGUUAUUAUUUUUCCCCAAAUUAUUUCUUUUAAACCACAGUUUAGAGGCAAUGUCUGAUUUCCAUCAGUUAAUUCUCAGUACAUUUGUAUUAAUUAUAACUUUUGAUAGUUUUAAGAAAUUCAGGGAGGAUUGUGGGUUUUUCUGUCUUUAACGGAAGGGUACCAACAAUUUUGUUCAUGUCUGUAUCUCUGUUUGCUUGGCAGUGGUGUAUUAGCCUGUGUUUUAUAAUGCCUAGUUAAUUAAAAGCCCAGUGGGUAUUUCCUAUGGCUGCAAAAGCCCAGCAAAGUUCAUCCCAGAGGUUACAAGUAGCCUAAGAGGCGUUGCUAACAAAUGGACAUGAUAAACUUUGCUGGGCUUUUGCAGUCAUGGGAUCAAUAUCAAUUCAAAGUGUGAUAUCAGUACUGUGGGGGUCAAUUAUCAAAACAAAUUAUGUACAGAUAACAGUACAUUAAAGGAGUUGCAUUAAAGGAGUUGGCCACUUUAUGGCUAAUGUUAACAAAUGUGUGUUAUUACUUACCCUUUAAGUUUUGUGCUAGAUUAGUUAAACCAUGCUUCCAUUGUUUGACAAGCAUUCUGUAUUGUCCAAAUUCCACUCCUGUCUAGAUGGAGGGGUAUGUGAGGAAAAACUUUAGUCACCUCUUUUGGAGACGGCAAAGAACGCUACAUGCAGGUACAUUCCACAAGAGGAGAGCUACAACGUUGUUUCACAACAGGCUUCUUCCGGCUCUAUGGUAUUGAUGCGGUGGCAGUGGCGCUCCGGAUAUUUCAGCGGCUGACAACGCCCUGGCAACCCAUACACAACACUUACUGCGCAUGCAUCCGCUGAACUCGGCCAGAGCAUCAACUCUAUCUAUGCUUGCGACCAUGACAUAUUUUCAUACAAAAUACAUAAUGUAUCCUAAUACAAAUAAUGUGUAAGUGAAAAAGAAAACAACUAAUGACAACACAGAAAAGAAAGAGAGGAGGGGAAUAAAAAAAAGUCCUUACAAAAAUGCACUCAUAUUAUUUUUAUUGUUCAUACCUGAGGGCGUCAAUGGGCAGGAUCCAGAUUGCUUCUUUCUGUAAAAGCAAUUUAUGGCAAUCACUGCCAUCUUUUGUAAUAUUUACCAUUUCUAAGCCAGAGAACCUGAGCACUGAAUGGUACCCCUGAUGUGUCAUUUUGAUAUUGUAGCACUCACAUUUCAGAAGACAGGAAUCCCGAUGGAUCCGCUGGACCUGUGUGGCAGAUGACUCGGACCGUACCAGGGAGCGGAGUCUAAGGUGCUGCUGGUUUUCUCCAGAGCCUGCUGCAAAGUGGGAUGGAUUUGCUGCGGCAGGCGGUACCCAGGUUGCUACCCCUGGCACGACUCGACCACACAGGCGGCUGAAGAGAUGCGAGGCACAGGAGGGAUAAGGCAGCUAAUAAUCAGGAUAGCAGAAGGUCAGGGCAGGCAGCACAGUAGCAUAGUCAGGAAUGUAGCAAAUGGUCAGUAGGCAGGUGGCAAGAAGCAAGGUCAGGUCACUGAGCAAAGGAUCAGAUACACAGCAAGGCAAUAACAGGAAUGCUUUCUCUCAGGCUCAAGGCAACAAAGAUCCGUCAGGGAAGUGAGGAGGGUGGAGGAAUUUAUCAAUGAGCCACAGGUGAAUUACACUAAUGAGCGCACUGGCCCUUUAAAUCUUAAAGCUCCGGCACUCGCGCGCCCUAGGGGACAGGGACACGCGUGCCCGGGCAGAGGCGGGGGCAGGAGAAACACCCGAUGAGUGACUGACUGGAGCUCGCAUGAGGGCGCGUCCCACCAUGCGAGUCCCAGCCUCGUCGGCAGCAGCAGGUAACGGGACCAUGCACUCAUGGCCAGUGUGUGUGUCCGGAGCGCAUAACGUAACAGAUAUUAUCUAUAAGUUGUGGACAACCAUGACCUGUUCUUAUGGAUCUCAUGUGCUCCUGAAUCCUAAUGUACAUGCAUCUCUUGGUCUUGUCUAUAUAUUAUUGGCCACAUGGGCAACAAAUCAUAUAUACUACAAAUUUUGUUUUACAUGUGAUUAUUUGAGACACUUUCCACUCUACAGCACCUAGUUUACAAUAUUUAGUUUUGGCCUUAAAUCUGCACAUGGAGCAUUGCUUACAUCUACAAUUGCCCCUAGGAGAAGCCCUAUCUAACAAAGUGGUGCUAUCUCCUUUAUUACUGGUGCAACUCAACUGAUUCCUCAGAGAACAGGUAUGUCUAAGGUCCAGAUUGUUCUCAAUAAUGUGCCAGUGCCUACGGAUGGCAGCCUGAAUAAUGUUGUUCAUCUUGGAAGAUAUAUCUUUUUGGUUUUUUAAUGUAGAUGUAU